AUUAAUAAAAAGGGUGAUCAGAUGUAUGCAUUAUUGGCCAUUUGUAUUGCUCUUUGUCCAACUCGAUUAGAUGAGAAUAUACAUGCACAUUUGAGAGAAAAAUAUGGUGAACAAUUGAGCAAAAUGCAACGCGGGUGA
Molecule: messenger RNA, 138 nt
Organism: Racocetra fulgida
Lineage: Eukaryota; Fungi; Glomeromycota; Glomeromycetes; Diversisporales; Gigasporaceae
Source: the annotation of a GenBank genome assembly